AUGGAUGCUUCUCAAGAUAAGUGUUCAGGAGUAAUAGCCUCUCAUUCAUAUCUCUGGGGGAGGAGUUUUGCAAAGGAUCCAAAGGUGUUCAAGAUCACAGUGGGAACUCUAAACAUGGGAACGAUGACAGGAAAGGGAAGAGAGAUAGUAGACAUGAUGCAGAGGAGGAAGAUAAAGGCUUUGUGUGUGCAAGAGACAAGGUGGAAGAGCAAUAAGGCAAAGAUCUUAGCUGAUGGCUAUAAGCUACUUUAUAAUAGUGCAAGCCUGGAAUCAAGAAAUGGAGUUGCUGGUAUUUUGCACAGAGAGCUUCAAGAAGAGGUAUGUGAAGUCAGCAGAGUAAAUGAUAGGAUCAUAUACGUUAAGAUGAUGUUUGGUGGAGAAAUGGUAACAGUGCGGAUGGCCUAUGCACCCCAAGUGGGAUGUUCGGAGGACGAGAAGGAAAAAUUUUGGAGUGAUUUGGAUGGAGUAAUGGUCAUAAUACCAGAGAAUGAAAUAGUGUAG
Schistocerca gregaria is the source of this 501-nucleotide messenger RNA. RefSeq lists its product as uncharacterized. The record is from RefSeq and is a predicted model, not a curated record. Bases 1 to 501 code for a protein of 166 amino acids. NCBI's taxonomy places the organism in Eukaryota, Metazoa, Arthropoda, Insecta, Orthoptera, Acrididae. The transcript has a single exon.